UGUCCCUGCUGGUUUCUUGUCCCGAGUCAACCAUUUUUGACAUGAACGCUUACUCAACUGGUAGCUCUGGCAUUCCCGACGGGACCUAAAUGCCUCAUCUUGCCAGGGGCGGGUAGGCGCUAACAGUGCAGCAUGGCGGACGAUGGAGACAGUUCGAGCGGUCCAGUUGACACAAACGGCGGGCAGGGGGCGGCGGAGGAGUCAGACGGGCUCGGCUUGGUCGGGAUGUUGCUGAAUAUCACCGUUUUGGUUCUGGUGGUGGCGGUUUGUCUGGCGGCGUACCGGCGGUGGGGCAGGAGGCUCGUCUCCGGCGCGGCCCAUGGCGACGCGGCCUCGGCGCUUCCCAAGAUGAGGAGACGGGACUUCACUCUGGAGCAGCUGCGGGAGUACGACGGUCUCCAGAACCCUCGGAUCCUCAUGGCUGUCAACAUGAAAGUUUUCGACGUGACCAGCGGCAAAAAUUUUUACGGAAAAGACGGCCCUUACGGUAUCUUCGCUGGCCGGGAUGCUUCAAGGGGCCUGGCCACCUUCUGCCUGGAGAAGAACGCCCUGAGGGAUGAGUAUGAUGACUUGUCAGACCUCAGCGCAGUGCAGAUGGAGAGUGUGAGGGAGUGGGAGAUGCAGUUCCGGGAAAAAUACGACUACGUUGGGCGGUUGCUGAAGCCUGGAGACGAGCCUUCGGAGUACACGGACGAGGAGGACAUCAAGGACCACUUGAAGCACGACUGAGCAGUUCCCAUCCCUCUUACCAAAGCCAGAAGCCCCCCAAACAGCUGUUACUGACCGCCCUGGACCACCUGACUUUCUACCCAUCCUCCUGCCCGUCCAUUUACCAGUCUCUCCUCUCUAGUCCCUAUCCAUGUACCAAAACUUUGAAUCCGUCUGGUGCUGCAGCUGGUUCGUGAUGGGAAGGGCUCAAGUCUCGACGACCAGACCUCCUCCCCAUCUCUCCCUCGUCAUUCUAUGAAGAUGAGUACCAACAGAAAGCAAUCAGGAACCUUGGAGGAGCUUUUGCUUAUUUUAUUUGACAGCUAACACGUCUGGGGGCUGUUAGAUGUAGUUUGAAACCAAACCCUGAAGCAUCUUGCUGGCUUGUUCGGGUGGGGAAGUGAUAAGUGUUGGGUGGAUGUCAGUCAGGAACCCUCUGGUCUGGGAUAAUCAGUCGAGCAGGGUUGGGAAAAACACUUCUCUCUCUUUUAAUCUUUGGUUUAGCCACAUAGCAACACAAACUGCUUCAGCUUUAGAAAGUUUAUCAUUCAAUCAAUCACAGUUUUUGUUCUGUUCAGAUUAUUUUCCUCCCUUGAUGAGAGGGCAGUUCUGUGGCCUAACCAAGGGCAGUUUGGCAGGCUUUGAGUUUAUCUGUUGUGUUUGUAGUGUAAGCACUACUAGUUUUCUUUGUUUGUCACCAUGUGAUUGUAUUUGUUAAGUAGCAUAGAGGGGACAGAGUUCCAGCCACAUUUUGUUUUUUCUUUUCACAUUUCUUUGCGGGGUUGGGGUCAAAGGUAUUACAUGAAGCUUGUUUUAAAUCUCAUCAGAUGGACUAAAUCACAGAACGACGGGCAAAAGGGAAGAUGAUAAGGCAGCCCUAAUCAAUUGACAAAUUGUUUACAUGCCUCACAAGCCAGCUGCAACUCUGUAGAUCCCCCUGAAAAAGGUCCAAGUAUUAAUCGUGCCUUAUUUAGUUUGUUGCGUCAGCGCUGAGGGGUCAAACACAAGGUCGGUGGAAGGAUGGAGGUGUCAGUUUUCUCCUAGACUCAGCCCCCCCCCCCCAGACUUUAAAGAAGGCAUUUGUUGUGUCAGUCAUCCAUGCAGAGACUGGAAUAUUUCCCCAUUUCACAAACUUUGUACAUAGACCCAAGAAAUUACUGUGUUACUGCCAUAUUUAUGUAGUGGAUGAAGUCCAUAUACAUAUAAAUGCUAUGUCGUACUGGCCAAAACCCCCCAUUGUUUGUGUUCUGUUUUUUUUUUUUUUUUUUUUUUAAUGUGGGUGAAUUUUCAAAAUAAAUCAAAAGUGAUUAUAAGGUGUUGCAAAAUGCUGCAGGAUCGGACCGGGAGCUGUUCUUUGCUGAAUUCUGUUCAUAGACAUUGCUUAUCCUGUAAAUAUAUCUAUCGUUUAUUAAAGCAUGUGCAACAACAAAGUCAGCUAUGCCGAGGUUUCACCACAUCAUGUAUUUAAAUGUCAGACGUGAGUGCGAGUGUGUGUUUGUGUCGGUGUGACAGACGCAGGAAGGGAUUUGUUCAUGCAUAAUAAAUCAAUUUGGUUAAUAA
Girardinichthys multiradiatus is the source of this 2268-nucleotide messenger RNA. It is a transcript of the gene pgrmc2, whose product is annotated as progesterone receptor membrane component 2. NCBI's taxonomy places the organism in Eukaryota, Metazoa, Chordata, Actinopteri, Cyprinodontiformes, Goodeidae. Gene Ontology annotation, cellular component: membrane; endomembrane system. The record is from RefSeq and is a predicted model, not a curated record. Bases 133 to 729 code for a protein of 198 amino acids. The transcript is spliced from 3 exons.